Drosophila rhopaloa is the source of this 1120-nucleotide messenger RNA. RefSeq names its product fibroin heavy chain. The record is from RefSeq and is a predicted model, not a curated record. Lineage: Eukaryota; Metazoa; Arthropoda; Insecta; Diptera; Drosophilidae.
UCGCCAUGAAGUUCUUACCAGUUCUGGCAGUGAUCGUGCUCUGCACAGCGGCCGUCCAAGCUGGCACGGGUCGUCCUCAGCUGGUGCGUCUGCACCAGGUGACUCGGCAGGAGUACGACGAGCUCCUCCGGCUCACCCAGGGAAAGGAAGAGGUUUCGGAGGCCCGACUGCUCAGCAGCUCGAUUGCCGGCAUCAAGGGCUUGGCCUCUGGCUUCGCGGCUGGCAACUUCAUCCCCGCCAUCUUCAGUUCCGGUUCCAAGGAUCAGCCCAAGAAGGGAAAUCCCCUGUGCGUGGUCACCACCAAUAAUCUGGAUCAGGAUGAGGAAAGACGCUUGGGUCGUGUGGUGAGCAUCGAGUAUGAGCCAAAUUCCGACUCCAGCUCAGGAUCGGGAUCCUCUUCGGGCAGUGGAAGUGGUCAUGGAAGUGGACAUGGAAGUGGACAUGGAAGUGGCAGUGGACAUGGAAGUGGACAUGGCAGUGGCAGUGGAAGUGGUCAUGGCAGUGGACAUGGCAGUGGCCAUGGAAGCGGUCACGGAAGUGGAAGCGAUGAAGAUGACGACAAUUAUGAUGUGUCUACUGUCAACUGCAUCGUCAUUGUCAACGGCACCGAACACUCAACCAAGCCUAAGCCAAAGCCAGAUCACGGACACGGUCACGGUAGCGGUAGCAGUAACGGACACGGAAGCGGACACGGUAGCGGACAUGGUAGCGGACAUGGACAUGGAUAUGGACCCAAGCCACCCUCAGGCUAUUACCCACCACCACCGUUCUACCCCCCUUACUAUGGCUACCCCCCGCCCUACCCUACCCCCCCCUUCCCCUACCCACCACCACCUCCACCACCACCUAAGCCCCACAGUUCCAGCGGAGACAAGCGAUCGGUCGAUGAGGACGAAGUGGAGGUGGGUCGUCUGAUCGAUGCCUACAAUGGAUUGUACUACCAGCCCGAGGUUUUCAGUCUGAGGAGCGGAAAGCAGGACAACUCCGCUUACCAGCCGGCCAGCUAUCCCCAGCAGGAGUACGCCUCCACCUAUCCCAAGGUCAUUCGCAACUACGGACUGACCCAUCCUGCUCCCGUCUACGUGCGAUCACCCCAAUUCGAACAGGAAAACUAGGGAAA